Molecule: messenger RNA, 926 nt
Organism: Manihot esculenta (cassava)
Lineage: Eukaryota; Viridiplantae; Streptophyta; Magnoliopsida; Malpighiales; Euphorbiaceae
Product: probable transmembrane ascorbate ferrireductase 4
Exons: 4
Coding region: 151-888 (245 amino acids)
Molecular function (GO): oxidoreductase activity
Source: RefSeq, a predicted model, not a curated record
AAUAAUACCAGAGGAAAAAGCUCUUUCCUCAAAAAGAAUCCCAAAAGCAAUUUUCCUUUUUAACUCCAAGUAGGACUAUCAGUCUAUCACUAUGUUACGACCACAGCUCGUGUCGGUAGAGAAACUGUUCACGCCCCCAAAAUAAAUCCCAUGGCCUCACUCUCUGCUUCUUCUUCUUCCUCUUCUCUGCUAACACUUCUCUCCCUGGCCAGAGUCUCAGGCUUCAUUGUUGCAGCUCUUGUCAUCUCUUGGGCUCUUCUUUUCAACUCCAGUUUUCUCCCUCAUUCUUCUUCUCAUGAAGGCCUUAUUUAUGCCGUUCUCCAUCCGUUGCUAAUGGUGAUUGGCUUUAUUCUCAUUAGUGGAGAAGCGAUUUUGGUGCACAGAUGGUUGCCUGGAUCUAGGAGUUUGAAGAAAUCAGUACAUUUGUGUCUUCAAGGAGUGGCUUUGGCUUCUGGGAUUUUUGGUAUCUGGACAAAGUUUCAAGGCAGAGAUGGGAUUGUGGCUAAUUUCUUCAGUUUGCAUUCUUGGAUGGGUUUAAUAUGCAUUUGCUUGUUUGGAGCUCAGUGGUUGAUGGGUUUCUUGAGCUUUUGGCAGCGAGGGGAGAUGAGAGCAGUGAGAGUAAAAGUGUUGCCUUGGCACAUAUUUGUUGGUCUCUACACAUAUGGAUUGGCAGUGGCAACAGCAGAGACUGGGCUAUUAGAAAAGCUCACUUUCUUGCAAACAAAUAGGAAUGUAUCAAAAAGAUGUCCAGAAUCCAUGAUUGUUAAUUGCUUAGGACUUAGCUUGGCUUUGCUCAGUGGGAUGGUUAUAUUUGCUGCAGUUUCUCCCAAGAGCCAAAGCCUUCGUACUAAAUUAUUGUUCACCGAGUCAUCAACUAAGCCAGAAUGAUUACAUUAUUUUUCAAUGAUGAUAUUUGGUAUCUCCAA